Molecule: messenger RNA, 1350 nt
Organism: Lemur catta (Ring-tailed lemur)
Lineage: Eukaryota; Metazoa; Chordata; Mammalia; Primates; Lemuridae
Product: histone deacetylase 1-like
Molecular function (GO): histone deacetylase activity
Source: RefSeq, a predicted model, not a curated record
CCUCACCGAAUCUGCAUGACUCACAAUUCGCUGCUUAACUAUGGUCUCUACCGAAAAAUGGAAAUCUAUCGCCCUCACAAAGCCAGUGCUGAGGAGAUGACCAAGUACCACAGUGAUGACUACAUUAAAUUCUUGUUCUCCAUCCGUCCAGAUAACAUGUCCGAAUACAGCAAGCAGAUGCAGAGAUUCAACGUUGGUGAGGACUGUCCAGUAUUUGAUGGCCUGUUUGAGUUCUGUCAAUCGUCUACUGGUGGCUCUGUGGCAAGUGCUGUGAAACUUAAUAAGCAGCAGACGGACAUCGCUGUGAAUUGGGCUGGGGGCCUGCACCAUGCAAAGAAGUCCGAGGCAUCUGGCUUCUGUUACGUCAAUAAUAUCGUCUUGGCCAUCCUGGAAUUGCUAAAGUAUCACCAGAGGGUGCUGUAUAUUGACAUUGAUAUUCACCAUGGAGAUGGCAUGGAAGAGGCCUUCUAUACCACAGACCAGGUCAUAACUGUGUCCUUUCAUAAAUAUGGAGAGUACUUCCCAGGAACUGGGGACCUACAGGAUAUUGGGGCUGGCAAAGGCAAGUAUUAUGCUGUUAACUACCCGCUCCGAGGUGAGAUUGAUGACGAGUCCUAUGAGGCCAUUUUCAAACCGGUCAUGUCCAAAGUAAUGGAGAUGUUCCAGCCUAGUGUGGUGGUCUUGCAGUGUGGCUCAGAUUCCCUGGCUAGGGAUCGGUUAGGUUGCUUCAAUCUGACCAUCAAAGGGCAUGCCAAGUGUGUGGAAUUUGUCAAGAGCUUCAACCUGCCUAUGUUGAUGUUGGGAGGAGGUGGUUACACCAUUCGUAAUGUUGCCCAGUGCUGGACAUAUGAAACAGCUGUGGCCCUGGACACAGAGAUCCCUAAUGAGCUUCCAUACAAUGACUACUUCGAAUACUUUGGUCCAGAUUUCAAGCUUCACAUCAGUCCUUCCAAUAUGACUAACCAGAAUACUAAUGAGUACUUGGAGAAAAUCAAACAGCGACUGUUUGAGAACCUGAGGAUGCUGCCCCAUGCUCCUGGGGUCCAAAUGCAGGCGAUUCCCAAGGCUGCCAUCCCAGAAGAAAGUGGCGAUGAAGAUGAAGAAGACCCUGACAAGCGCAUCUCAAUCUAUUUCAAACGAACUGCCUGUGAGGAAGAGUUCUCUGACUCUGAUGAGGAAGGAGAGGGCGGCCGCAAGAACUCUGCCAACUUCAAAAAAGCCAAGAGAGUCAAAACAGAGGAUGAAAAAGAGAAAGAUCCAGAAGAGAAGAAAGAAGUCACAGAAGAGGAGAAAACCAAGGACGAGAAGCCAGAAGCCAAAGGGGUCAAGGAGGAGGUCAAGUUGGCCUGA